AUGUCAAUCGUUCCCGGCGGAGGCGGCGGCGGGAGCGGGGACGGUGCGCGGGGCAGCGGGGAAGCGCGCCAGGUGUAUCCGACCCUAACAAGCACGAAUUAUACCAGUUGGUGUAUUCGUGUUCAGGCGAUCAUGGAGGAUCGGGAGGAGUGGGAGGUUGUGGAGCCGAAGGAGAGCACAUCGGCGACGGAGCCGACGGCGGCGAAAGCGGCAAAGCUGACCGCCAAGGACAAGAAGGUGAAAGCCCAUCUACUUGAGUGCAUCCCCGACAACAUCUUGAUGCAAGUCGCCAAGAAGAAGACGGGGAAGGAGCCCGAUCGGUAUCUCACCGUCGUGGCAGGUAUUGAACAGUUCUAUGAUCUGAAGACCCUAGCGUUCGAUGAAGCAGUGGGACGCCUGAAGGCCUUUGAGGAGCGCACACGGCGGGGAAGCAGUGGCUCUCGAUCGAUGAAAGGCCAAGUCUUGCUAACUCAGGCAGAGUGGGAAGCAAGACAGAAGAAUGCUGUUGGAGAUUCCUUAGGGAAGGGGAAGAGAGGUGAUGGGAGUUGGCGAGGGAGUGGUCAUGGUCGGGGAGGCAGCAGCAGUGGCUGUGGAGGUGGUGCUGACGCUGGCAGGGAUGGCAACUUGAAGCGUGACAAGAGUCACAUCAAAUGCUUCAAGUGCCAUGGCUAUGGUCACUACGCCAACCGAUGCCCAGGUGAGAAGAAGAAGGAGGAGGCACAUUAUGCCAAAGCAGAAGAGAAGGAGCAUUCAGUGCUGUUGGCUGAAACGGCCUUGCCGGGACAGCUACAAUACUCAUUCGACAACAGGGCUCCAAAGGUAGUGGAGAAACAAUCUGAUAGACUGAUCAUGAAAGUUCCCAGGACAGUAAACAGGAUGUACAAAAUUGAGUUGAACACAGUGGAACCUGUCUGUUUGAUGGCUAGCAUAGAAAAUGAAGUUUGGUUGUGGCAUGGAAGAUUAGGACAUGUCAACUUUAGAUCCUUGAAACAAUUGGUGGGGAAAGGAAUGGCUUUUGGGGUUCCUAUCAUUAGUCACCCUGAACAAGUGUGCAGUGACUGUCUGACAGCCAAACAAACAAGAGCAAGCUUUCCUAGAGCUACUCAGUGGCAAGCAGAAGAGAAGCUCAAAUUGGUCCAUGUGGAUCUGUGUGGUCCAAUUUCACCAGAAACAGCAGGAGGGAAUAAAUACUUAAUGCUGUUGGUUGAUGAUCACUCAAGGUGGAUGGAAGUGCACAUGCUUAAGAGCAAAGAUCAAGCACUUGCUGCUUUUGUAAAGUACAAGGUAGAAGUUGAAAACCUGACAGAGUGCAGAAUCAAGACUCUUAGAAGGAAGCCAAGUUUGGGACAUUUGAAGGUGUUUGGGUGUACAGCUCAUGCCAAGGUUGUUACACCACACCUGAAGAAACUUGAUGACAAAAGCAGGAAGCUAGUGUAUUUUGGGGUUGAGGAUGGAAGCAAGGCAUACAGGUUGUAUGAUCCAGCCUCAAACAAAAUUGUUGUCAGCAGGGAUACAGUGUUUGAAGAGAGUAAGGUGUGGGACUGGGAUGGAGAAGUUUCUGUGGAUUUUAUAGUUGAUGGUGAAUCAUCAACAUAUUAUUUUGGUAGUGGAAGUGCAAGUAGUGAGGUCAGGUGGCAGAGUGAACAGAUGCAACAUGGAAAUGAUACAGUACCUGAAGAUUCAGAAAAUGUGCCAGAUGAGCUACAGUGGCUAGCUGAUCAAGAAAUGCAGAAUGAUACCUCUGCAGAAUUCUCAGGAGCUGGUUUCUCCACACCACAAUAG
This is a messenger RNA of Miscanthus lutarioriparius, 1782 nucleotides long. The record is from the annotation of a GenBank genome assembly. Lineage: Eukaryota; Viridiplantae; Streptophyta; Magnoliopsida; Poales; Poaceae.